GUUUCAUCCAACUCGGCACUCGUCCAUUUUGUAGAAAGCGCGAUACCGGAGUUUACGCUCGUAAACAUCAGUACGGAAAAAUCGGCAUUUCCUGCUAAAUAUUUUGAUUGCUGCACUGGAUUGGAUCUGGAUGAUCGUUGGAAUCAAAUAGCUUCCAAUUUCGAGCUCAACCAGGCUGCGCAAGCUGCUAUCUCAUAGCAAACCUGCCCAAGAUGAACAACAAGGUCGCGCAAAUCGUUGGCCCUUACCUGAGGGUCGACAGCCGCAGUCCCGGCGUCUCUAGGCCUAAAAAAGGUAGCCCUUCUUGUAGGAAGAGCUUACCCCAGCCGAUGGUGAGGCAGAGAAGAAAGACUGAAUCUGAUUCUUACUCCUCAUCCCCAUCGCAAUCGUCUGUGUCUCCGCCUCCAACUAAGUUCUUCGGAAACCGGGGCGGAUCGCCCGUCGGAGUCGGCAUUCCUUACGCGGGGGCUAAGUUCUCAGAACCGCCUUCGCCGGCACAGUUGCCUACUCCACCCACCCACUGGAUGUCGACGGCCAGCAAGACGUCUCAGUGCCAUCCUAUGCGCAGAGAAGACAAGUACACUGAAAUCACCAACCAGUUGAAGUUGAUGCUGAACAUAACCGCAUAACUGCCCUGGAUUGUUUACCUAAGUGGACUAAACAACUUAGUUCUAAGGUUUAUGACGAACCCCGCAAGAUUAUUAGUUCUCAAUCAUUCGUUUUCUAAGGAUUUGAGCUGCUUUAAAUUUAAUUUUUGAUUGGCUAAUAUUUGUGAUUGUGCAGAUGUGUACCAUUGGGUGCUUGAUCAAACUACCACGUAAAUACAGAGUCAUUUGAAGGGGCGACACCACUGCCUAGCACUAGUGUCGUGACCGCUCGCCCUUGGAGGCUUGCACCCUUGCGUAUUUACCUGACACUCAACGUGAUUUGAUUUGAGUAUCUCCCUGGAUUCCAAAUUGUAGAUAAUACCUCGAAAGUCCCAGUGAAUAUCAAUUUCCCAUCUCCUCUUAAAGUAUAAUUGUUCAUGAAUUUGUUCCUGCCGACACGAAAUUUAGGAAAAAGCUUUAAGUAAUUUUUGUAUAUUAAAGUCUGAUUUAAUUCAAGUUUCUUGACUGUGUUAAGGUAUGCAACUGCGAGAAUAUUUGGAUAUAAACUGUGAAAGUUGAACUCGUGACUCAGAAAUUGUGGAUUAAUGGAAGGCGAAUUCAUUCCGUGAGAACUUUGCCAGGGUUUGCCGCCAUUGUAAUAACGGUUGCACACCUUAAGAUUCUCUUACGGCGAGACCAAACUUACAAUAGUAUUAUAAGAUAAUGUUGUUGAUGUGUUAAACUGAGAUACUCGGCUCUGCUGUGAUAAGAGUGGAGCUAAAAUAUCUUUAAACACAAUCAAAGAAAACCAUGUAUUUUUUUCUGCACAAAAAUGAAAAAGAGUAAUCAUAUUGUAAAGUCAAAUAUAAAAAAAGAGUCAUUUAAUACUAUUAAUUGACGGAUCGAGACGACCCAAAUAUUUGUGGGACGUUCUCUCUCUUUAAAUGGUUAAUUUUUUGAUUUACAAGUGAUAAAACUAUUCGUUGAUCUUGAACCGAUGUGAUUAUUUGGUCAGCUUGGUACUGGUGCAUUAAUUCUUUCCUCAGAGUACAAAUAUUAUGAGUCAAACUGAAUGAAUACGACGUUACUUGAAUUAAUAGACCAAGUAUCCAGGCGGCUAUCAAUCAAUGUCUUUAUCAAAGAGUUUCGGCAUAUAUUGAUUUGAAAAUUGUAUUGUUAAAAAAAAUGUUCAAUGUUUAGGCACCAAUUUUUUUAUGCGCAAAAUUGUGUAAGAAAUUUCCAUGUCAUGUAAAAAAUGCAAAACCAACAUCUAAGGGUCCUUAAUUGGACCCGCAAAUGAUUCAAGUAAGAGCUACCACUGCAAUACGCAAGCCGCAUUGCGCGACUUGUCGCAAACCGGGUACCUAGUACCCAAAACAAAAGCAAUAAAUCUGACUUUUUCAAGUCAAACCUGACUUUUUCAAGUCAAAAUAUACGAUGAAGACUGGACGAUGCCCCUAAACCGAAGACUGGACGGUGCCCCCCUGAACCGAGGUCUGGAUGAUGCCCCUGAAUCGAAGACUGGAUGAUGCUCCCCUGAACUGAGGUCUGGAUGAUGCCCCUAAACUGAAGACCGGAUGGUGCCCCCCUGAACUGGACUACUAGAGACGUGGCAAGAGCAAGAUUCUUAUGAAGUUCCAUUACGACGAUUCUCUCGAGUGGCGUGAAAGCAGUCAAACAAUAUGUAAUGGCUUUGUGAUAACCAUAAAGGGCAUCUUCAUGAAAAUGUAAAGCGAAAUAAAUUUCAAUAUUUUUCUUACU
Molecule: messenger RNA, 2348 nt
Organism: Cloeon dipterum
Lineage: Eukaryota; Metazoa; Arthropoda; Insecta; Ephemeroptera; Baetidae
Product: proline-rich nuclear receptor coactivator 2 B-like
Exons: 3
Coding region: 213-629 (138 amino acids)
Cellular component (GO): nucleus
Source: RefSeq, a predicted model, not a curated record